Molecule: messenger RNA, 2007 nt
Organism: Exaiptasia diaphana
Lineage: Eukaryota; Metazoa; Cnidaria; Anthozoa; Actiniaria; Aiptasiidae
Product: 26S proteasome non-ATPase regulatory subunit 13
Exons: 16
Coding region: 163-1293 (376 amino acids)
Biological process (GO): ubiquitin-dependent protein catabolic process
Cellular component (GO): cytosol; nucleus; proteasome regulatory particle, lid subcomplex
Molecular function (GO): structural molecule activity
Source: RefSeq, a predicted model, not a curated record
UCUUUUUGUGAUCAUARUUAACUAUGUUGUGAUCAAACAAUAAAAUCUCAGAAGAUACAKGAACCGCUGACUUCAAUGCAGGCUCAAGCCGGUAAAAGACAUUCACGUUUCACGAACAAAAUCAGAAGUUCUUUUCAAAAUAGGCCAUAAAAGUAGUUCAAAAUGAGGGAUGUAAAGGGUUUUCUUGGGAAUAAACAAAGUGAAGCAGGUCCUCUAUCAUCAGAAUGGGCAGCUCUGGAGGAGUUGUAUGACAAAAGACUAUGGCAUCAACUGACUUUGUCAUUAGUUGAAUUUGUCAAAAAUGAAUAUUUUGAGAAAAAUGGAGGUCUACUAGAGAUGCAUGACAAUUUCCUUUCAGACUUUGAGCACAGAAUAAAUCCUUUAACUUUAAUGGAGAUCAGUUUGUACAUAGUAAAGGAACAUAAAGAUCCUGAAAAGGCUAUCCAGUUUUUGGAAAAACAGCGAGAAAAGGUUAAGAAUGUGUUGGAAGCUGAUAUUCUUUGUUUGACUGCUAUUGGUAACAUAAGACUUGCUGAGAACAAACUGGAUGAAACCAAGACUGUAAUAGCACAAGCAAGAGAGAUGCUGGAUACUAUUGAUGGAGUGUCAGCUGUCCAUGACAGGUUUUACAGUUUGUGCAGUAACUUCCAUAAGAUAACUGGUUCCUAUAAUGAUUAUUACAGAGAUGGUCUUCGUUAUCUUGGAUGUGUAGAACUGACUUCUCUAUCAGAUACAGAAAAGAUAGAAAGAGCUCUUCAUUUGGCAUUAGCUGCACUCCUUGGCAGUGAUGUUUAUAAUUUUGGUGAACUGCUUGCUCAUGAGGUUUUGAAGUAUAUCAAAGGAACAGAACAUAAUUGGCUGGUUGAUUUGCUCUAUGCCUUCAAUAGUGGAAAUUUGAAAAAGUUUGAAGACCUGCGACCAUACUGGUCAAAACAGCCAGACAUGCUUAAAAACGAAAAAGCAUUACAGCAGAAAAUCCGUCUUCUUUGUCUUAUGGAGCUAACAUUCAACAGGCCAUCAAAUGAUCGAAAUCUCUCAUUUGCAAUGAUUGCACAAGAAGCCAAGGUUCCUGAGAAUGAGGUUGAACUGCUGGUCAUGAAAGCUUUGUCACUUGGCUUAGUUAAAGGUUCCAUUGAUGAAGUAGAGCAAAUGGUUCAUAUGACCUGGGUACAACCACGUGUUCUGGAUCAGAAUCAGAUCGCCAACAUGAGAGAUCGUCUUACAGUAUGGUGUGAUAAAGUCAAGACCCAAGUUCACUCUGUCGAGGACGAGGUCCCAGAACUCAUUGUAUAGCCACCGCGCCCUGAUGGAUAUUUAUAUUUCAAUAAUAUCGACGGUCCUUCUGCCUAAUAGCAAUAUGCAUCACGUGAUUCAUGAAGGUGCAAACUGUAUUUAGGUUAUGUGUGAAGCCGUUUGGAGGAAUACUAGUAUUAGUACCCGUUAAGUAUUCCCAAAACAGGUUUUCUAAUGGACUUUACUGUGAUAUCUUGUUCAAUGGUUUUGUAAAGUAUUCUUGGCAACAGGCAUUACUUUCGCAAGGAAAUGUCGUCCUCCGUAGUUUUUAUUAGCAUUCCGCCAUGUUGAUACCUUCAAUACCAUGAAGCACUGCGCUAAAAUAAACAUGACGUCAUUAGGGUAAAACACCAUCACAGAUUUUUAAAACUUCUGAUAGAAAUCUGUCUGUCCGUCUAUGUGUUCUGUUUGUACGUUAAAAUGAAUAAAGGCAGCCACAGAGUAGCAAAAUGAAUCCAUGUUACGUAGGAAAUGUCGAUUUCCCGUUGAAUACAUCCACGAAUCACCUCGUGAUUGAAACCUUUUCUCGUGUUCUCUCAACAAUACAGCGUGUUUGUAAGAGAUAAUAAUUUGACAACAACAAAUUUUGCACCGCUCUCAAUGGUGAAUAUAGUCGACCACGCGACGCGAUAUUGCCCGCAGAAGGAUACUACAGUGCUUAUAGCGCGCCGCUUCUGAACAUUUUGUUGAAAAAAAUAUAGCAUUUAAAAUCUC